This is a messenger RNA of Lepisosteus oculatus (spotted gar), 10013 nucleotides long. The record is from RefSeq and is a predicted model, not a curated record. NCBI's taxonomy places the organism in Eukaryota, Metazoa, Chordata, Actinopteri, Semionotiformes, Lepisosteidae.
UUUGGUCGGUUUUUUUUAUUCACUCCAUGUUAAAUAAACCCUCGAGCAUUAUUCUGUCUUUUUUCUUCGGUGAUGUGGGAUUCCGUCUUCAUCCUGGAGUCCUGGAGUCAAUCAAGUUACACCCCUCCCUUCCUCGAAUGGUGCAUUCCAAAGAUCCUGCCACUGUGUAGCGGGAUGGAGGGACUAGUUGGAGACAAAAGUUGGUGCCGAGUGAAAGAGACUGUGGAAGACUGUGGGACAGUGUUGCUUUUGUGAAGUGAGACAACCAGAGAAGUAGUGUGAAUGUAAAUGAAACAGUAAUCAAGAAAAAAAAAAGACCGUUUUUUUUGUUUCUCUCAGAAAUUAAAUGAACUCUAUGCUGAGAAGAAAAUGAGAAGCUACCUUUUCAUUGUGUUGCUGUGUGCAUCCUUCGUGGAGUGUCAGCAAAGAGGUCUCUUUCCUGCUAUUCUGAAUCUGGCCAGCAAUGCGGAGAUCUCCACCAACGCCACCUGUGGGGAGAUGGGGCCUGAGAUGUUCUGCAAGCUGGUGGAACACGUGCCGGGCAGAAAAAUCCGCAACCCUCAGUGUCGGAUCUGCGACGGCAACAGUACAAACCCACGAGAACGACAUCCCAUCACAAAUGCAAAUGACGGCACUAAUUACUGGUGGCAGAGUCCCAGCAUCAAAAACGGCAGACAGUACCACUGGGUGACAAUAACACUGGAUUUACGGCAGGUCUUCCAAGUGGCCUAUAUCAUCAUCAAGGCAGCCAACUCCCCGCGCCCUGGGAACUGGAUCCUGGAGCGCUCUCUGGACGGGGUGGAGUUCCAGCCCUGGCAGUACUACGCCAUCAGCGACACGGAGUGCCUGACGCGGUACAACGUCACUCCUCGGAUUGGGCCCCCGACGUACAAAAGAGACGACGAAGUCAUCUGCACCUCGUACUACUCCCGACUGGUCCCUCUGGAGCACGGAGAGAUCCACACCUCCCUGAUCAACGGCAGGCCCGGUGCCGAUGAGCUCACCCCCGCCCUGCUGCAGUUCACCUCCUCUCGGUACAUCCGCCUCCGGCUGCAGCGGAUCAGGACUCUCAACGCCGACCUCAUGACACUCAGCUACAGGGACCCCAAAGACGUGGACCCCAUAGUCACUCGUCGGUAUUAUUACUCCAUCAAGGACAUAUCUGUGGGAGGGAUGUGCAUCUGUUAUGGCCAUGCUCAAAGCUGCCCCUGGGAUGAAGUGUCCAAGAAGCUCCAGUGUGUGUGUGAGCACAAUACGUGUGGGGAGAGCUGUAAUGAAUGUUGCCCUGGCUACCAUCAGAAACCCUGGCAACCUGGAACCCUGUCUGAUGGCAACACUUGUGAAAAAUGCAACUGUCAUAACAAGGCUGAAGAUUGUUACUACAACCAGACAGUGGCAGACACCAGGAAGAGCCUGAAUGUUCACGGCCAGUUUGUUGGGGGAGGAGUAUGUGUGAACUGCACUCAAAAUACAGCUGGCAUUAACUGCGAGACGUGCAUCGAUGGCUACUUCAGACCCCAGGAGGUCUCACCAUAUGCAGAGAACCCUUGCAUUGAAUGUGGAUGUGAUCCAUAUGGCUCUGUGCAUCUUAACUGUGUUAAGGAUGAAAAUCAGCCUGAUCUCCAGAAUGGUUUACAUGCUGGGCAGUGUUACUGUAAAGAGGGAUACACUGGUGAUAAAUGUGACCGCUGUGCAUUCGGCUUCACGGGCUUUCCCUACUGCAUCCGGUGUAAUUGCAGUCUGGUGGGCAGCAUUAAUAAAGACCCCUGUGCUGAAGAAUGUAUAUGCAAAGAAAAUGUGAUGGGUGCAAAUUGCGACCUUUGUAAACGGGGCUAUUAUAACCUUCAAGAGAGCAACCCAGAGGGCUGCACUGAGUGCUUCUGUUUUGGAGUGUCAGAUGUGUGCGACAGUAUCUCCUGGCCCAUAGAUCAGGUGGUAAACACCGAUGGGUUGCUGCGGUCUGUUGUUGAAACUGACAAUCUCGCCAGAGCCCGAUUCUACAUUAAUGGACUUCCUGUCACUGUUAACAACACAGCAGAAGGCAGGACACUGCAAUUCCUCUAUUCCUGGUCAGCACCCGAGGGAUUCCGGGGAAACAAGCUGACUUCUUACGGAGGGAACUUGAGCUUCACAGUGUCUUUUGAUCCCGCUGAAGAGUCUUGGGAUCCUUAUAUGAUCGCUCUUUAUGAUGUCAUUAUUGAGGGGAACGGCAAGGCUCUGCAAACAGGGAUCAGCCAGCAGCUGCUGCUCAGGCCCCGUGAAGAGCAAAGCGCCGGGGUGGAGAUGGUGCCCGGGAGCUUCGUCGGCCUGCUCUCCCGGAAUCCCGCACAGCGGGACGAGCUCCUGACGGCGAUGGCCAACCUGACAGCCCUGCGGUUCAGAGUCCACGUCAACAGCACCGCUGCAGCCGUUGUCAGACUGAGGACUGCCUCUCUGGAUACAGCAGAUAUGAAUGCUACAGGUCUCAAACUUGCACUGAGUGUAGAACACUGUGAAUGUCCUUGGGGUUACACUGGGACUUCUUGUGAGUAUUGCAGCUCUGGUUUCUAUCGAGUUGGAGGGAUUCUGUUUGGAGGCAACUGUAUGCAGUGUGAAUGCAAUUAUCACGCUACCGAAUGCGAUAUCAAUGGUGCCUGCUUUGACUGUGACCACAACACCACAGGACCAUUCUGUGACCUGUGCCUUCCUGGUUUCUAUGGCGAUGCCACCAAUGGCACCCCUGAUGAUUGUCAGAUGUGUGCUUGUCCGUUGAAUAUUUCCUCCAACAAAUGUUUUGGGUCCGUGGGCGGGCGCGCGGGAGACCCGGGGCUCCUGCCGGGCCACGGUCUGACUCGGCUUCCUGUUCUCAGGUGUGCGGAUGGUUACUAUGGAGACCCGACGGUGCCGGGGGAGGGCUGUGUCCCGUGUGAUUGCAAUGGGAACGUGAAUCCGGAGGAGCCCGGCCACUGCGACCCCAAGACCGGGGAGUGCCUGAAAUGCAUCGGCAACACAGCGGGCCCCCACUGCGAGAGGUGCCAGGAGGGCUAUUUCGGCGACGCUGUCGUGGCUAAAAACUGUCAAGGCUGUGGCUGCUAUGCUAACAGCUCGCUCUCCAGUGUCUGUGAUGUGAGGACGGGACGGUGUGAGUGUAAACCUAAUGUCAUCGGAGAGAAGUGCGACCAGUGCCAGCCUGGCUACUUUGGGCUGAACAGUGGUGUGGGCUGUGAACGGUGCAGCUGCAGCGAGGCUGGGUCGCUCUCGGCAGAAUGCACCGAGGAAGGGCAGUGCGCCUGUGUCCCAGGGGUGGCAGGAGACAAGUGUGACCGCUGCCAACACGGAUUUUAUCAUUUCCAAGAUGGAGGCUGCAAGGCAUGUGAUUGUGCCCACACCCACAACACCUGCAAUCCAGAGACGGGGGAAUGUAUCUGCCCACCCCACACUGUGGGGGAGAAAUGUGAGCAGUGUGAGGAUAACUACUGGGGACACGACUCCUUGCUGGGGUGUAAGCCCUGUGGCUGCAGUGUAAUUGGGUCCUCCAGCUCCCAGUGUGACCUGACCAGUGGCCAGUGCCAAUGUCAUGUGGAGUUUGGGGGACGGAGGUGUGACCAGUGCGCACUGGGGUUCAGAGCCUUCCCACAGUGCACUGCCUGUAACUGCAACAUUAACGGCACGAGAGAGCAGUAUUGUGAUGAGAAGCUGGGAGUCUGUGGCUGUGAGGAAGACCUGGGCAACUGUGUCUGCAAGGACAACGUGGGCGGCGCCGGCUGCGAUGAGUGCAAGCAGGGGACCUUUGGGCUCAGCGCAGAUGACCCGGCUGGCUGCAGCCCUUGCUUCUGUUUCGGAGUGUCCACUGAGUGCGAAGAACUCGGAGGACUAGUGCGAGUUCCCAUCCCACUGAAGCCGGAGCAGGAGAAACUGCGUGUGGUCACUCAGAGUAACCUGACUGGCACGCUGGAGGGCGUGUUUCUGCAGGCCCCUGACAUCCUCUUAGAUGCCUCCUUAGUCCAGAAGUCACUACCGACUGGCCCAUACUACUGGAGACUGCCAGAGCAGUUUCAAGGCAAUAAGCUCAUGGCCUAUGGGGGGAAGCUAAGGUACACAGCAGCAUUCUUCGCUCUUGAAGGCUCUGGAGUCUCCAACAAUGAGCCCCAGGUCCUCAUUAAAGGAGGACACCUGAAAAAACUGGUCAUCUAUCAAGACGUACCUGCUCCUGACAAUGGGGUGAAAACCAGGCAGGAGAUUGACUUGAAGGAGCACAAAUGGAAGUAUUUUAAUGCUGUCUCUGAAAAGGCAGUCACACACUCUGACUUCAUGUCUGUCCUCAGCAACAUUGAAUAUGUUAUCAUCAAAGCUUCGUAUGGGAAUGGAUUACAGCAGAGCAGGAUUUCUAAUAUCUCAAUGGAAGUUGCAUUUGAGUCUGAGGACACUGACGGCGAACUGGCUCGUUUUAUUGAAGUCUGCGAGUGUCCUUCUGGUUAUGCCGGACUGUCAUGCCAGGAGUGUGCGCCCGGGCAUUACCGGAAGAGGGUGGGGACACUGAGCCCCAGACCGCUGAUUGAGCCCUGUGUGCCCUGCCAGUGCAGUAACCACAGCCAGACCUGUGAUCUGGACACAGGGACGUGCCAGGGCUGCCAGCACAACACAGUGGGUGAUCACUGUGACUUAUGUGCUCCAGGAUACUAUGGGAAGGUUAAAGGGUCAAUAAAUGAUUGCUCACUCUGUGCCUGUCCACAUGGCAACAAAAAAAGCUUCAGCCCCACUUGUGUUCCUGAAGGCUCCAGUGACUUCCACUGCAAUGCCUGCUUCCAGGGCUAUGAAGGGCAGUACUGUGAAAGGUGUUCCCUAGGUUACUAUGGCAACCCCAGCGACCCUGACGGCAGCUGUGAGCGCUGUAGAUGUAACCUCACUGGUUCGGCCCACGAGCACUGCGACCAGCUCACGGGCCAGUGCGUCUGUAAGAAAGGAGUGCGCGGCCACCUCUGUGACGAAUGUGAGCCCAGACACGUCCUCCACGGCACGGAGUGCACGUCCUGCGAUGAUGACUGCACAGGAGUCCUGCUAAAUGACCUGGAUAAUUUGGAACUCUCUCUGCAGUCUGUUAACUUGACAGGUGUUAUCUUAGCCCCCUACAGUCUCCUGGCUUCGCUUGAGAAUACCACAGAGGAAGUGAAGUCACUGUUGUCCUCUGAGACACAUCCAAGCUAUGUUUCGAAGGAAAUAGAUGAGCAGCUGACAGGGAUUACCGAUGACAUUAAUCAACUGCACCACAAGGUAACACAAGCAUAUGGUGAGGGUCUGGACCUCGAAAAAUCCACUGAGCAGAAACUUAACCAGAGUCGGGACCUAUUGAGUUACAUAACAAAAAUGCAGACAGCUAUCCAAGCUCUUGCACAAGUGGCCAGCGACGCGAACAGGACUGUGGACAGCGAUUUGGAUCUGUCGAAUAGCACUGUGCUACAGCAGGAGAUGACUGCAAUGGUGGCGAUCAUGAGAAAGAUUGACUUUACUCUGGAGAAUACAACCAGCAGGGAUGAAAUUAAAGCCGCCAGGGCCCUUCUCCAGCAGGUUCAGCGGGAGUUCAGGAAGCCCCAGCAGGGCGCGGAGGAGCUGCGGGUCAAAGUUAGCGGCGCCCUGUCCACGCUGGCACGCCAUCUGAACGACACCCAGGACCUGGUGAACUCCGCAGAGGCCAGCGCCAGGAAUGCCAGUCAGCUUCUGCACACCGUCUCCAAAAACCUGGCAGAGUUCGAUGGAAGGAAACAGAAUGUCAGUAACACCAGCGCCGAGGCAGCAGUGAUGAUUGAAGAAGCGCAAGAAGCUCUGGUUGAUGGCUUAGCUGUGGCUGACAGUUUAGUUAAUAUCACUUCUCAUCUGGAAGAAGAGCUCGGUGACCUGGAGCUUUGGAAUCCCAUGCUGAGAAAGAGAGUGGACAACCUUGUGAUGCAAAUGAAGAAGAAGGCAGUGGUGGAGCUGGUGUACAGAGCAGAGGAUCAUGCUGCUGGCCUGAGCAAACAGGCUGACUCACUGUACAGUGUGCUCAGUGAUGUCAGGAAUAUGUCUUUCAAUGCCACCAAUGCUGCUCAGGCAAACUCCAAUAUCAAGGCUGACAUUGAGGCUGCCGAGCGGCAGGCAGAAGAGGCUCAUCUAACUGCAGCUGCGGUAUUGAACCUGACACUGUUGUCCAAAGGCUCAAUGAAAGAUGCUGGUGCCCUGUCUGUGCAGCAAAGCUCACAGAUUCUGGCCAAAGCCACUGACCAGCACAAUAAAACUGAUGGUCUCCUAGUCCGGUUUAAUAGUCAGAAGGACAAGCUAAGCAGCAUUCAGAAAAAUGUUCAAAACAUAAGUGGGCAGCUGGCUGAACCUUUGCAGCUGUUGAGAAGUUUUCCCAACGACACCGCAAAGAGAUUCCAGGAGGCCAAAGACCAGGCUGUGGCAGCCAAUGCCUCCCUCGCCGCUGUCCUCGGGCACCUCGAAGACUUCAGGAGGAAACUCUCGGCGUCCUCGACCGCUGUGGCCGGAGCCAGCGCGGCAGUGCAGAGCACUAAUGACCUGGUCGACGAUUCCGAGCAGACCGUAAACGCCGCUGAGAGGAAAGUGAAGGAAAUGGAGGCUCGGGCCAAGCUGCUGUUUGAGCGUUUGAAGCCUCUUAAACUCCUGGAGGACAACUUGAGCCGGAAUGUGUCUGAAAUCAAGGAGCUGAUCAAUCAGGCCCGGAAGCAGGCCGCUUCGAUUAAAGUGGCCGUGUCUGCUGACCGAGACUGUGUACGCGCUUACAAACCAGAGAUCUCCUCCAGCAACUUCAACACCCUUUCCCUGACGGUGAAAACUACAGAACCAGACAACCUGCUCUUCUAUAUGGGCAGCAGCUCCAGUGUUGAUUUCAUGGCUGUGGAGAUGCGGCGAGGAAAAGUCUCUUUUCUCUGGGAUAUUGGCUCGGGAAUUGGAAGGAUAGAGUACCCUGAUCUUCAGAUUAACAACAACCAGUGGCACCAGAUUCAUGCAACCAGGUUUGGAAAACAGGGUACACUAACUGUUCAAGAAGUGAAGUCUUCACAGAAGCCCGUUGUGAAAACGGCAUCGUCCCCUGGAACAUCUUCAGUGCUGCAUGUGAAUAAAUCAACCCUCGUCUUUGUAGGAGGCCUUGGGGGUCAGAUCAAGAAAUCUUCAGCUGUGAAAAUGACCCACUUCAAAGGCUGCAUGGGAGAAGCUACCCUGAACGGCAAAAAUAUUGGACUGUGGAAUUACGCUGAACGGGAAGGCAAAUGUAAAGGCUGCUUCAUGAGUCCCCAGGAAGAAGACACGUCCUUUUAUUUUGACGGCAGUGGUUACUCUGUUAUUGAGAAGUCACUUCGUUCAACAGUCACGCAAGUUGUAAUGCUCUUCAGAACCUUCUCCCCAAAUGGAUUGCUGCUCUACAUUGCUUCCAAUGGAACGAGCGAUUUUGUGUCUAUAGAAUUGGUAGAAGGCAAAGUUCGCCUGACCUUUGAGCUUGGGUCAGGUCCUCUCACACUCAUCACAACAAAGACAUAUAAUACUGGGAACUGGUAUAAAAUUGCCUUCCAGAGGAAUAAAAAAAUAGGUUACUUAGCUGUGAUGGAUGCCUAUGUGCCGUCUGACAGAGAGACUAUGGAGGGAAUGUCCCCAGGCAACGCCUCCGAUCUCAAUCGCUCGGAGAGGGACCCCAUUUACAUCGGGGGGCUGCCUCGCUCCCGAGCCAUCAGGAAGCAGAUUAUAACCAGGAGUUAUGUUGGGUGCAUCAAAAAUGUGGAGAUUUCCCGGUCUAACUUUGACCUGCUCAGAGAUGCCUAUGGGGUCAGAAAGGGCUGCGUGUUAGAGCCCAUUCGCAGCGUGACUGUCUUGAAGGAGGGCUUCCUUGAGCUACUGCCUGUGACUCUAACUCCUCAGUCUGAAAUCAUGGCCACAUUCUCCACCAAAAACGACACCGGCCUGAUCCUGACAGGAUUCGGCAAAGGAGGAAAGCGGAGGCGAAGACAGACCGUCCAGGGCUUCCUAGCAGUCAUGUUGAUGAACGGCCGUCUGGAAGUGCACAUGAACGCAGCAGAUGGGGCUCAUAUUAAAAAGGCCGUGGUCAAGCCAAAGAUGGGGACCUUCAGCGAUGGGGAAGAGCAUUCCCUUAUUCUGUCUCGCUCCAAGAGGGCGGUGACAGUGCAGGUGGACGACGACAGCAAGGAGGAGAUGAGGCUGGGACCAGCGGCAGAUCGCAGCUCCCUCACUCUCUCCAAGUUCUACGUCGGGGGGAUCCCUCCAGGAGAGGGGGCGGGCUUUCUCACGACCACCAGAUCUUUCUACGGCUGCAUCCAGAACUUGGCCUUCAAUAUGGAGCUCCUGGACCUGUCCCGCGCGGCGAGGUAUCAGAACGUGGACAUGGACAGCUGCCUGCUGGAGGAGAGGCCUCAGCCUGUGGUCGCCCACGAGGAGGAGGAUCUGGGGGGCGAGCCUGUGGCCUCGCCCACAGCAGCCGGGCCGGUCACCGUCACCACCGCGGCACAGACCUCCCAGAGCCCGGGCCCAGCUGAGUGUACAGAGGAAGGACUGCCAGAGAUCGUCCCUGAGGCCCACCAGUUUGGUCUUUCCAAAAACAGCCACAUGAUCUUGCCCAUCAGUCGCAAUGAAGUAAGGAAAAGGUUUACCAUCCAGCUUUCCCUGCGCACGGUGGCCUCGAGUGGCCUGGUGUAUUACAUGGCCAACUCCAACCAGGUUGAUUACACAGCCUUGCAGUUGGUGGACGGGCGCCUGUUCUUCACCUGUGACCCUGGCAAGACUGUAGCCGUGGCAACGCACCCCCAUGACGUCCGUGAUGGCCAGUGGCACACGAUUAAGACUGAAUUUGCUAAGAAGAGUGUGAGAAUCAGUAUAGAUGGGAAGGAGUCUCUGUCAGUGGAGGCUGUGGGAACUGGGAAUUAUCUUGAUGUGGAAGGAAAGCUGUACCUGGGUGGCCUUCCAGUAGGCUACAUUGCCAAGAAGAUUGGAAAUGUGACACACAGUGUUCCAGCCUGUAUACGCAAGGUGAUGUUGAACAAUAAUCUCUUGGACACAAAGAGCCCUGCCUCGGUUCAUGCUCUUGGCUCCUGCUACACUGGAGCCCAAGAGGGCACAUACUUUGAAGGAACUGGAUUUGCAGCGUUAGUGAAAGAAGGAUACAAGGUACGCUCGGAUUUGGCCGUGGCCCUCGAGUUCCGGACCCCAGUGCAGGACGGGGUCCUGCUGGGGAUCAGCAGUGCAAAGGUGGACGCGAUCGGGCUGGAGCUGGUCAAGGGCGAGGUUCUUUUCCACGUAAAUAACGGCGCAGGGCGAAUAUCUGCCACCUACAAACCGAGAGGCUCCAGCACCCUCUGUGAUGGGAAGUGGCAUCAUCUCCUGGCUAACAAGACCAAGCACGGACUCAUUUUGACAGUGGAUGGGGUCACAGUCCAGACCGACAACCCACAUUCUCAGUCUACCUCUGCAGACACCAAUGACCCUGUAUAUGUUGGAGGUUUUCCUGGUAAUGUGAAGCAGAACUGCCUUACUAUAAACACUCCAUUUCGCGGCUGCAUGAAGAAUCUCAGGCUUGUCAAAGGACACAUCACUGAGACCUAUGACUUCAGCACAGCCUUCGAUCUGCGUGGUGUCUUCCCACACUCCUGUCCAGGGCCUCAGCUCUGAUGGCCCAGCGACAGCCGUUAAACCAGAACCUUUCCAUUCUCCACUCGGGAUGCUCGUUGUGUUUUUGUAAGGGAAUUUUUUUUAAGGAGUUUCUUUCUAAUGAAAUAAACGUAAACUGUGUACCUCCCUGGAGCUUUACAUUUGAUGUUUCUAAAGGCUUUGUGAUCCAUUGUUCAUGGGAAUGUUUUGACUAGUAAAAGUCAGCGUGCUUUAAAUCACUUGACUGUUCUGCUUCGUUUUCACAGAAAGGGUAAGGACUUAUAAAGCUGCUGACCUCCACAUAACGAAAUGCGUUUGUUCUGUACAGGCUUGUACUGUUCUGCCCUUACAAUGUCUGAAAAAAAAUAAAACUUUUUUUUAAAAAAAAA